Messenger RNA from Mesoplodon densirostris (Blainville's beaked whale), 3729 nucleotides. RefSeq names its product leucine rich repeat containing 61 (gene LRRC61). Gene Ontology annotation, molecular function: protein binding. The transcript has 5 exons. Lineage: Eukaryota; Metazoa; Chordata; Mammalia; Artiodactyla; Ziphiidae. Bases 753 to 1529 code for a protein of 258 amino acids. Gene Ontology annotation, biological process: outer dynein arm assembly. The record is from RefSeq and is a predicted model, not a curated record. Gene Ontology annotation, cellular component: cytoplasm.
CGGCGCUGCCUGGCUGCUGCAGGAACAUACCAACCGCUGGAGAGGAGUGGGCGCGGAGGACCCGCUGACUGUCGCUCCCAGAGGUCGCUCCGGAACCUGGACCAGCCACCAAGCUCUGCAGGGCCCUUGGCGCCUCAUGGCGCGGAAACCGAGACACGUAGCAGACGAACACAGCUGGUGGGUAGCAGCCAGAAUUUAAACCCCCCAUAGACCGGCUCUGGAAUUCAUGGUCUCAAUCCAUUGUGGAGAGCAGCCUCGCAGAAAAGAGCAAAGGGUUCUGCUGAUUCGUGUAGACUCCAGGCUGGCUCUCCACAGCGUCCACCUCGCUGUCAUCCUGGUGUGCUUCAGUGAAGAGCAAAGGGUGCCAGUUAUUGCCCAAGAUACCGGACCUGCCCCAGGGACUGUCAGGGGAUGAGGUUCCUCAAGCAGUAGUGUGGGUGAGAGCAGAUGGGACACAGGCCUGGUUUCAGUACCCUGUUCUGUGUUCUCGGGAGCAGUGAAGCCUAUGGACUGCUCUGGUCCUCCACUCUGCCACUGAGCAUCACGUUGCUGCUCUGGGUUUCUGUUUCUUCAAUCAAAAUAAGAGCGAAGGGACCUGCUGGCCCUUGAGCGGGGGUGUCGGAGACAGGCGUCCAGGCCAGGCUGAGUGGACGGGGUGUCCUUUGCGGUGAGCAGCCCCCUGACCGCCAGUGGCACCUGCAUCACCGUGACGGAGCUGCCGGGGCCCCGGCCACCUGGACCCACUUCGUCUCAUGGAGCCUCGGGGUGAGAAGUCGGGGGAGGCUGACGGGGUGCGCGUCACCCCUCAGCUGCUCAAGGCGCGCUCAGGCGAGUUCGCCCUGGAGUCCAUCCUGCUGCUGAAGCUGCAGGGCCUGGGGCUGGUGGACCUGGGCUGCCUGGGGGAGUGCUUGGGCCUCGAGUGGCUGGACCUUUCGGGCAACGCGCUCACCCAGCUGGGCCCGCUGGCCUCCCUGCGCCAGCUGACCGUGCUCAACGUGGCCAACAACCGGCUGACGGGGCUGGAGCCCCUGGCCUCCUGCGAGAACCUGCAGAGUCUCAACGCCGCGGGCAACCUGCUGGCCGGCCCUGGGCAGCUGCAGUGUCUGGUGGCGCUGCGGGGCCUUGAGCGCCUGCGGCUCUGCGACCCCUUGGCCCGGCUCAGCAACCCGCUGUGCGCCAGCCCCUCCUACUGGGCCUCAGUCCGAGAGCUGCUGCCCGGCCUGAAGGUCAUCGAUGGCGAGCGCGUGAGCGGGUGUGGCAGUGACUUCUACCAGCUGUGCCGGGACCUGGACAGCUCCUUGCGCCCCAGCUCCGGCUCCGGCCCGCGAGCCGUGGAGGCCCAGCCCUGGGUGGAGCCCGGCUACUGGGAGUCCUGGCCCACGCGCAGCAGCUCCAUCCUGGAGGAGGCCUGCCGCCAGUUCCAGGACACGCUGCAGGAGUGUCACGACCUGGACCGCCAGGCCAGGGACAGCCUGGCCCAGGCCGAGCAGGCGCUCAGCCCCGCCCGCGCCACCUCCUUUGUCUUUUGAAUGCGCCCUGUGGCUGUGGCCCUUGGGGUUGGCACGCUGUGGCCUCCCUGCUUGUAUUCAUGGCUUCAUCAUGCUGGCCACUGGCCCUGCACAUGGGCCCUGCACACGGGCCCUGCACACGGGCCCCCCUGCCUAAGAGCAGCCCCCCUCCCUCUCACACCUCCCCUCCCUCUCACACCUCCCUCAAGGAAAAUUCCCCACCCAUCCAUCAGGGACACACCUCCCUUGGACCCUCCUCAGGCAGCUGGCACCGUGUGAGGCUGUCCUGUACCUACGCUGCGCUCCUGGGAGGAGGCACGGCCUCCUCGUGUCCAUAGCUGCUGCCACUCCUGGCUGCCUGAGCCUGAGGCUUAGUGGAAUAAAGUUGCUUGGUCCUAAGGCUAAAGGUGAGAGGCAGGGAUGGCGAGCCUCCUGCCCAGCCCGUCCUGGGAGAGGACGCGGCAGAGCUCGGAGCGUGGAAGCCGCAUCUUCCAGGUUGGCCUGUCCAAGUGACCCUCUGCUGUGCCCCCCAGUCCCGGGUCUCCCUGAAGCCUCCACUGCCAUGCCCACCCGUGCACUCCUCAUUGAAUACUCGUGUUUUAAUUUGCAUCGCUGCCUGUCAUUGUGCGUGGGCCCCUGAAAACAAGCCUGGGUCCCGCUGCCUCUGGCCUCUCCUGGGGAAGGAGGAGCAUGCAGCUUUCUGGGUGUCGUCCUGAUGGGAGGCAUCCUGCUCCCCCUCCGGGCUCUGCUUUCUCCCUGUGAGUCUGGAGCACUGGGGCCUUUUCCUCCUGCUGCUCUCAGGAGGGAGGGAGGGAAUGCGAGGGGAGGAGAGAACGCAGCUCUAGAGCACUUUUAUUAGGGACAAUGGGACAGUCCAACUUGGGCGGAGAGAAGGGAGGGCGGGCUUUCACUUGUUACUUCCCUCACGCUGCUUCCAGGAAGCCAGGUGAAAUUCUAGAGGGAAGGGAAGAGAAACUAAGACUGGGUAUGACGGAGGCUGUUUGGGCCCCGUCCCAGCUGUCUUCAGGCUCCCAGCCUCUCUCCUCCUGGCAGGCCAGCCGCAGCUCCAGCCUCCUCUCCAUCCCUGCCCCACCUGGCUGUCCUCCGCCUCGUCCUCCCUCCUGGCUGGCCACCUACCAGUCAGGCCUCAGUUGGGGGGCGAGGCUUUCAAGAAGGCGAACUGCCCCGGAAAGUAGUGGCCGUGAGGGUCCUCGCCGGCGCGCUCCACUCUGCUGCACUGGGCCUCCUGGCGCUCCUGUAGCUCCUGCUGCAGCCGAGCUGCUCAGGCCGUGCCCCCUCCACCGCCCCCAUUCCCCAGGCCCAGAGGAGGCUCAGGCCCAGAGCCCUCCUCGCCCCUCCAUGCAGGCUUCCGCCUCCAACCUCUCCCACAGGCCCAGUUUCUGUCCACCAGCUCCCUCCCCAACCUCUGGUCCCUCCUCCGCCCACUCUUACCCGUUGAACCUGUGUCUCUAUGGGGCAGUGGACCAUCCGGCCCAGGACUUUAUCUUCAGAGUCCAGCUUGAUGCAGGCCAGGCAUUUCCGCUUUCUCUGGCGAGGGGGGCAUAGAGCUCAGAGAGGAAAGGGGUGAGUGAGGGGAGGCCUGCGGCCCCGAGGGUGAGAGUGGGAACUGGUGGGCAGCGUACAACGGGGGUUCCCCUGGCAGGCCAGGUGGUUCCAGGCUCAGCCCACCCUCAGACCGGGAAAUUCCGGAAGUCAAACCAUCCUGCAGUUUUCAAACUAUGAACCCUGAGUGUGUGGCUGUGUGCGUGCGCGCGUGUGUGUAGGUGGGACUCCUCGUCCAGGUGGCUUCUCCCCACCUGACUUCCACCUGAGCCGCUCUGCUGUCAUCUGUUAUAUUUAUUUGUAUUUUCUUGUAAGAUUUGAAUUGAACACAAUGGUCCUGGUAUAAAAGUCUAGAAAACCACUAGUAUAAUCCAGUCCCUCCCUUAACAGAUGGAGGAAACUGAGGCCUUCAAAGAACCUGGGAAGUAACAGGGCUGGUGGUUGGCAGAGCUGAGACUGGACACCAGAUGGUUGCGCUCCCGGCCCCAGGAUCGCCCCCAUGGCAGUGACUUUGACCCCAAGGUGGCUGAUGACAGUCAAGCCCUGUUAUGAAUCAGCCUGGGCUGGGCCAUCUCCACUUGAAAACACAGGAAAUGGGGAAUUCACCAGGCCUAGGGUAGAGACCACCCGAAGCCCAUACCAUGGUCUUCUUCCACCG